AUGUCUUACAUGGAUUUGGUUUUCCCGAUCAUUUCAGCUUGCAUUCUGCUGAUAUUUAUUUUCCUGGUCUACGAGAUCUGUACCUGCCUGAUUUGUAAAAAGGAAGACGAGGACGAGGCAGUAGAGGCCACAAUCUUAACUGACCGACCCCCCGAAUCUUCAUCAUCGUCAUGGAGAUCCCUACGACGGUCAAGAUCGAGGAGUGGGCAAGACACGUGCGUCGGGUCCCAGACUGGCCCUACACCUGAAAGAACACGGAUAGUUAUGCCUAUGCUCGCUCGGAACUCCAUGGGACAAAUUGUGCUGCUUCAUCAGGUCGACGGCGCGGAGAACUAUCGGAUUCUGGAUGAAUACUAUGCGGCCAAUGGGAACGCUAUCUACCGGACUGUACCCUAUCAAAACCAACACCAACUGCUAGCCACCCACCAGCCGUUAUAUACUUGGGACAGUCAAGCGGGGCUGGCAUCAUCUAAUCACAGGACACAUCCACAGACGCCAUCAGCACCUCCCCCACCGUAUGCUGAGUAA
Acanthosepion pharaonis is the source of this 528-nucleotide messenger RNA. The record is from the annotation of a GenBank genome assembly. NCBI's taxonomy places the organism in Eukaryota, Metazoa, Mollusca, Cephalopoda, Sepiida, Sepiidae.